Molecule: messenger RNA, 1777 nt
Organism: Vigna umbellata (rice bean)
Lineage: Eukaryota; Viridiplantae; Streptophyta; Magnoliopsida; Fabales; Fabaceae
Product: Major facilitator superfamily protein
Biological process (GO): carbohydrate transport; transmembrane transport
Cellular component (GO): membrane
Molecular function (GO): sugar transmembrane transporter activity
Source: RefSeq, a predicted model, not a curated record
AUCACAUGCAAGAAAAGGUAAGAUUUUUAGAAUGCCACAGCUUGGAACUCUUGGCCUUUUGUGCAAGCUUAUGAUGACACAUCCUACAAAAAAUCUACGCCUAUCAGUUCAGAUUUCACAUGCCCAGUAACAAAAACCAUGUCACAGUCCCUCCAAUGAAGUUCAGUUCAAAACAUCAAACGAAGUAUCGAAAGUCAAUAAUACACAAGACUUAUCUCCAACACUGUCGUCCAAACUAGUCAUUUUUGGACCUCACAAAGCACUGUUCUUCAUAGAUUCAUUUACUGUCACAAACAACCUUAAAAUUCUUAGUGGCUCCCAUGGACGACAGUGCUAAGAGUGCUGAACCGAGAGAAUUUUCAAGUCCUUUGCUUUCCACAGAAAUAUUGCAAGCUUAUCAUGGUAACGAUGGGGUUGAGUGUGAGGAAAAGAGGCAGGAAGAAACUUGGUCGGUACCAGCUAUUCUUAUUCUUACCACCCUUGUUGCGGUCUCAGGUUCUUAUGUUUUUGGGUCUGCUAUUGGAUAUUCGUCUCCUUCUCAAAAUGGAAUCAUGGAUGAUCUCAAUCUCGGCGUGGCUGAGUAUUCGAUUUUUGGAUCAAUACUGACGAUUGGAGCAAUGAUUGGGGCCAUCAUAAGUGGUAGAAUAGCAGACUACGCAGGUCGAAGAGCUGCUAUGGGUUUCUCCGAAGUAUUCUGCAUCUUGGGAUGGCUUGCCAUAUCAUUGUCAAAGGUUGGUUGGUGGCUUUACGUGGGAAGAUUUUUGGUAGGAUGUGGAAUGGGCCUUCUAUCUUAUGUGGUACCAGUUUAUGUGGCAGAAAUAACACCCAAGAAUCUCCGAGGGGGAUUCACCACAGUUCAUCAGUUAAUGAUUUGUUGUGGGGUAUCAUUAACUUAUCUUAUUGGAUCGUUCUUAAAUUGGAGGAUUUUGGCUCUAAUAGGAACUAUUCCGUGUCUCGUACAACUUUUGGGUCUAUUCUUCAUUCCCGAAUCUCCUAGGUGGCUGGCAAAAUUUGGUCACUGGGAAACGAGUGAAUCUGUUCUACAGCGUCUUAGAGGAAAGAAUGCUGAUGUUUCUCAAGAGGCCACUGAAAUUAGAGAUUUUACCGAAGCCCUUCAGACCAAAACAGAAGCUACCAUUUUUGGCUUAUUUCAGUUGCAGUAUUUGAAGUCACUUACUGUAGGAGUUGGUCUGAUGAUACUGCAACAGUUUGGAGGGGUUAACGGCAUUGCUUUUUAUGCAAGUUCUAUAUUCAUCUCUGCGGGAUUUUCGGGAAGUAUUGGAAUGAUAGCAAUGGUUGCAGUUCAGAUCCCAAUGACAGCUCUGGGAGUGCUUUUGAUGGAUAAAUCUGGUAGACGACCACUUCUGCUGGUUUCUGCUUCGGGAACAUGCUUAGGAUGCUUCCUUGCAGCCCUAUCAUUCUUCUUGCAGGACCUACAUAAAUGGAAGGAAGUCAGUCCCAUUCUGGCACUUGUCGGUGUACUGGUAUAUACAGGAUCAUUCUCUCUUGGCAUGGGAGGAAUCCCCUGGGUUAUAAUGUCUGAGAUAUUUCCCAUUAAUGUGAAGGGCUCUGCAGGAAGUCUUGUGACUUUGGUUAGCUGGUUGUGUUCUUGGAUCGUGUCAUAUGCUUUUAACUUUCUCAUGAGUUGGAGUUCCGCAGGAACUUUCUUCAUCUUCUCUGCCAUAUGUGGCUUCACUGUUCUGUUCGUGGCAAAACUAGUGCCAGAGACGAAGGGGCGUACGCUAGAAGAAAUUCAAGCAUCCCUCAAGAGAUGAAU